Capsella rubella is the source of this 1251-nucleotide messenger RNA. Its product is annotated as putative serine/threonine-protein kinase. The transcript has a single exon. Lineage: Eukaryota; Viridiplantae; Streptophyta; Magnoliopsida; Brassicales; Brassicaceae. The record is from RefSeq and is a predicted model, not a curated record. Gene Ontology annotation, biological process: protein phosphorylation. Bases 83 to 1189 code for a protein of 368 amino acids. Gene Ontology annotation, molecular function: ATP binding; protein kinase activity.
AUGGCCGAUCAAUCAAACCUUACUCUCUCUUUCUCAAUCUCUCUUUCUCUCUCAUUUCUCACAUUAACUCAAAACAGUUUCCAUGGAUUACAAAACCACAACAAUCCUAGCCGCGGCCUCAUGCUCCAUCUUCAUGUUGAUCAUCUUGUUUAUCUUAAUCGUUACGUUCAUAUGUCGUCGUCGUCCUGCAAUCGAAGACCAACCUCGCCGGAAUUAUAACUUCCCCGAUCGCGAUCUUAACCCCUCCGACAAGGUAACCGAAAGCGCUAGCUUCGAUCCUUCAAUAUGUGAAAUAUCCAUGGCUGAACUUACUAUAGUAACCAAGAAUUUCUCAUCGGAUCUUAUCAUUGGUGAUGGAAGUUUUGGUCUCGUUUAUAGAGCUCAGCUCUUAAACGGCGUCGUAGUAGCCGUGAAAAAACUCGAUCACGAUGCUUUACAAGGAUUCCGAGAGUUCAGAGCAGAAAUGGAGACUCUUGGUAGUCUUAACCAUCCAAACAUUGUUCGGAUUCUCGGUUUUUGUAUUUCGGGUUCGGAUCGGAUUCUGAUCUAUGAGUUCUUAGAGAAAAGUAGUUUAGAUUAUUGGCUACACGAGAAUACUGAAGAGAACAGUCCGUUGACUUGGUCAACUCGCGUGACUAUUGCACGCGAUGUGGCCAAGGGUUUAGCGUAUUUACAUGGACUACCGAAGCCGAUUAUACAUAGAGAUAUCAAAUCGAGUAACGUAUUGUUAGAUUCGAAUUUCUCGGCUCGUAUAGCGGAUUUCGGAUUAGCGCGUAGUAUGGAUGCAUCGAGGUCGCAUGUGUCGACACAAGUGGCAGGAACUAUGGGGUACAUGCCACCAGAGUAUUGGGAAGGGAAUACCGCGGCUACGGUUAAAGCUGAUGUUUAUAGUUUCGGUGUUCUGAUGUUGGAAUUGGCGACGCGGAGACGGCCGAAUUUGCCGGUUGUUGUUGAUGAUAGUAAGGAGGUUGGUUUGGCUCAAUGGGCAGUGAUCAUGGUGGAGCGAAGUAGGUGUUAUGAAAUGUUGGAUUUUGGAUGUGUUGUUGGUGGUGAGAAGGGUGUGGAAGAGUAUUUUAGAAUUGCUUGUCUUUGUAUAAACGAGUCGACUAGAGAAAGGCCUAACAUGAAUCAAGUUGUUGAGUUGUUGGAAGAUUUGUGUCGAUUUAUGUAUGAAGUCGUUACUCCAUAAGGUAGUAGAUUUAUUUAAUUACAGUAUGUUUAUAGUCUUUUCUGCUACCAAAAAAAAAAAAA